Molecule: messenger RNA, 531 nt
Organism: Lactuca saligna
Lineage: Eukaryota; Viridiplantae; Streptophyta; Magnoliopsida; Asterales; Asteraceae
Source: the annotation of a GenBank genome assembly
AUGAUAGCAUCAUGUACAGGUUGUUAUAACAUCAUUUCUCUGAAUCUGAGAAUCCUUGAUCUGGAAAAAGAGAAUUACCAAAAGAGCAUAGAUUUUACAAUUUUUCCAUGGCCCACCGUCGGCCAACCCUCAAAUCUUCCUUUUCGUCUUUAUCUCAUCUUCUUCGACUUGCAUCAGCAGCGACGUAAACGACAAGUUUGGGAACAGGUUGAGCUCCGACGUCCGUUGAUUUUCCGGCGCCACCGCGGUAUCUCUGAAGGAAGUUGGAAAGAGAGAGGGGUCAACAUGGUGGAGGAGCCAUUCGAUGGUUUGGCCGUCGGAGCGGUGGCCGAGUUCCCGGGUGAGUUGGAAGAUGCGAGCGGCGCAGAGCGCGGGAACUCUGACUCUGAGACCUCUUCCGUUUACCUUGGUGUGUCGGUUCUUCUUCCUUGCGGCGGCGGAGGUUGUCGGAGUUGGAUUUGGUGGACCGAGUUGAAGAGGAUUGCUGGUGGAUGGUUGAAGAUGGUCCAUUCUCUACUCUCUAGUCUCUAG